Messenger RNA from Linum tenue, 1531 nucleotides. The record is from the annotation of a GenBank genome assembly. Lineage: Eukaryota; Viridiplantae; Streptophyta; Magnoliopsida; Malpighiales; Linaceae.
GCCAAAACCAAAUAAAAAGAUGGAUGCAGCAGAGAAAUGGCAUGAGUAUCCGACAAUGCCAGAGGUGGCAGAGGAACUGAAAAGAAUGACAGAUAUAGGUCUCCCCAUAGCAGCCAUGAGCUUGCUGAGCUAUCUCAAGAACAUGAUCUUAGUUGUGUGCAUGGGAAGGCUUGGAAGUCUCGAGCUAGCUGGUGGUGCCUUAGCCAUCGGCUUCACCAACAUCACAGGCUACUCGGUCCUUUCGGGCUUGGCGACAGGGAUGGAGCCACUAUGCAGCCAAGCCUUUGGUUCCAAGAACUCAUCUGUUGCGUUUCUCACUCUACAGAGGACAAUUCUUAUGCUACUUUUAGCCUCAAUACCUAUCGGUUUGCUAUGGAUCAACCUUCAACCCUUAAUGCUCGCCCUCCAUCAAGAUCCUGAUGUAGUCCAAGUCGCAAGCUUGUAUUGCCGAUUCUCCAUCCCUGAUCUCGUUGCUAAUAGCCUUUUACAUCCUAUACGUAUAUAUCUACGAAGCAAAGGAACCACAUGGCCAUUGAUGUGGUGCACGUUAAUCUCCAUUCUCCUACACUUCCCUAUCGCCAUAGUUCUAGCAUUCACGGUGAAACUCGGGCUAGCUGGACUAGCAAUCUCCACCUUCAUUACCAACUUCAACGCUAUAUUGUUGCUGUUAUGCUAUAUGUAUUUUACCAGUCAGCCCACAGAGUCUUCUCCACUCGAGGACGAGCAACUUUUGGUUCACCCACCCCCAAAAGCAUCACUUACUUGUUCACUAAGCAAUGAGUGGGGGGUUCUACUUAGACUCACCAUACCGAGUUGCAUAGCUGUUUGUUUAGAGUGGUGGUGGUAUGAGUUCAUGACGAUCCUAGCUGGCUACUUAAGUAAACCUCGAGUUGCUCUUGCAACCUCGGCUAUAGUAAUACAGACCACUUCUCUUAUGUACACUCUGCCUACUUCACUGAGUGCUUCGGCUUCUACCCGGGUGGGGAAUGAGCUCGGAGCAGGGAGGCCGGAGAGAGCAAGAUUAGCUGCUGUAGUUGCUAUAGGAGUUGCUCUAUUGAGUUCGUUAUUUGGCUUGUUGGGAACCACACUUGGGAGAGAAGCGUGGGGAAGGGUCUUUACAGAGGACAAAGAGGUCCUAGAAUUGACCAUGAUUGUCCUACCUAUAAUUGGGGUAUGCGAGCUAGCUAACUGUCCACAAACAACAAGUUGUGGGAUCUUACGGGGAAGUGCUAGGCCUGGCAUUGGAGCAGGGAUCAACUUCUACUCGUUUUACUUGGUGGGUGCACCGGUGGCCGUUGUCUUGGCCUUCGUUUGGAAACUUGGGUUUGUGGGUCUUUGCUAUGGUCUUUUAGCAGCUCAAGUUGCAUGUGUGGUCUCAAUUUUAGUAGUAGUGUACAAGACAGAUUGGGAAAGAGAGGCAAUGAAGGCCAAAUACAUGGUGGGCAAGAGUGACAACACACUGGCACAUGAAGAACAAACAUUUCUUAAAUGUGAAGAAGGUGUUGGGUUCCUCAUUAAAGGAGUUGAGUAA